AUGAAACUUCAGUGGGCCGGGCUCCUCUUCGGGGCUUCCAUUGGGGGAGUCAAUGGCAUGGCCGAAUACAUGCACGAAGCUAUGAGAGGAGAGCGUGUCUCUGGCUAUGGAAAACCCGACAACCCCUCCUGGGUACCGCAGUUCAAAGAUGAAUCUCCUCCGUAUCAAGGCCACCGAAUCUCCCGUCAAGACUGGACCGUGAUAUGUAGCAGCUCUGCUAGCGGCUACCCAUGCAAACAUGCGAUCGAUGGCAAGAACGGUACCUCCUGGCACAGUGACCCCUCCGAAAAGGGACAUACUUUCGUUGUUGAUCUCGGUGCAUGGUACCAAGUGGGCGCCGUCGUUGUCCUUCCUCCAAUUGAUACGGACACGGAAGGCCUCAUUACCCAGCACAAGAUAUGGGUCAGCGAAGAUCACGAGAGCUGGACGGGGCCUGUUGCGUAUGGAAUGUGGCCCAACACAAACAGACAGCGAAUGUCUGCGUUUGAACCAUCAUCUACCCGAUACUUGAGAAUCACGACCGAUGCCGACAAGGAAAACCCCUGGGUCGGUAUCGCUGAACUGAACAUCUAUGGAACUCUGUACACCAUUCCUCGUGACCCUGCGCUGGGUGUCUGGGGACCAACUCUUGAUUUCCCUAUUGUGCCUGUCGCCGGUGCUCAGGAGGGAUCUGGCAUGCUUGCCCUUUGGUCGUCAUGGGCCGAUGACCAGUUCCACUCUACGCCGGGAGGUAAAACUGUUAUGACUCGGUGGAACCCGUUGACCGGCGAGGUCUCUAAGCGCACUGUCAGCAACACCCACCACGAUAUGUUCUGCCCCGGCAUUUCUUAUGACGGCACUGGCAUGAUGGUCGUGACUGGUGGCAACGAUGCCUCCGAGACUAGUCUCUAUGAUUCUGCCAAAGAUGAAUGGGUCCGCGCAACCGAAAUGAAACUCCGUCGUGGAUACCAGGCGUCUACAACCCUCUCCGAUGGGCGUGUCUUCGUCAUUGGCGGUUCGUGGGCUGGAGGUUCCAACGUUGACAAGGAUGGCGAAGUUUACGACCCUGCUACCCGAAACUGGACUAUGCUCCCUGAAGCCAAAGUCAGCAAGAUGUUGACUGGGGAUAUGGAAGGUCCAUGGCGAGCGGACAACCAUGGCUGGCUCUUCGGCUGGAAGAAUCUGAGUAUCUUCCAAGCCGGGCCUAGCAAACAGAUGAAUUGGUACUCCGCUCACGAUAAUGGUAGUGUGAAGGCGGCAGGGGAUCGUAUGGAUGAUGAUGAUUCUAUGUCCGGUAACGCAAUCAUGUUCGAUGCCGUGAAGGGAAAGAUUCUCACUCUCGGUGGCUCUCCGGACUAUGAUAAAUCGUGGUCCACCAACGCCGCCCACAUUAUCACGAUCGGUGAACCGGGUGAGGAGCCAAAGGUUGAACCAGCUGGAAACGGCACUAUGCACUACGAGCGUGUGUUCCACACUACGGUCGUUCUCCCCGAUGGAAAAGUCGCCAUCUUUGGCGGUCAGCAGUACGGCGUUGCAUUUAAUGAGGAACGUGUCCAAUUUAUUCCGGAAAUCUAUGACCCUGAAACCAACACUUUCACAAAGUUACAGCAGAACAAUGUUGUGAGAGUGUAUCAUACCGUGUCAAUCCUCCUUCCAGAUGCUCGAGUGUUGAAUGCAGGUGGUGGGCUCUGUGGCAAUUGCUCAGCCAACCACUAUGAUGGUCAGAUCUUUACUCCUCCCUACCUCCUUUCUCCUUCAGGUCAGCCCCGGCCGCGUCCUGAGAUCCUCUCGGGCCUGCCAGAUCAUACCUUGGUGGGCAGUACCUUGCGUUUCAAAACCUCCGGUCGUAUCUCCACAGCUUCCCUGAUCCGUCUGGGAACCGCCACCCAUACUGUCAACACUGAUCAACGCCGCAUUCCACUUGAUGUUACUGCUACAUCAUUUUUCAGGAAUACCUGGAAAACUACCCUGCCAGAAGAUUCGGGUAUUUUAAUUCCUGGAUACUGGAUGUUGUUUGUUCUGGACCGGCAUGGUGUGCCUAGCAUCGGCAAGAUCAUGAUGAUUGGCUUGGAUGACACGAAGACCAUCCAGCCUGCGCAGGAUCCGCUAAGCGUGAUGGAGGAACAGAACAACAUUGGGACAUUCAUGAGGAUCGAGUUGCUGAGAAGAAAGUGGUUUUGA
Messenger RNA from Penicillium roqueforti, 2160 nucleotides. RefSeq names its product putative galactose oxidase. Gene Ontology annotation, molecular function: protein binding. The transcript is spliced from 2 exons. NCBI's taxonomy places the organism in Eukaryota, Fungi, Ascomycota, Eurotiomycetes, Eurotiales, Aspergillaceae. Bases 1 to 2160 code for a protein of 719 amino acids. The record is from RefSeq and is a predicted model, not a curated record.